Elaeis guineensis (African oil palm) is the source of this 2602-nucleotide messenger RNA. Its product is annotated as transcription factor PCL1. Gene Ontology annotation, molecular function: DNA binding; DNA-binding transcription factor activity. The record is from RefSeq and is a predicted model, not a curated record. Gene Ontology annotation, cellular component: nucleus; cytoplasm. NCBI's taxonomy places the organism in Eukaryota, Viridiplantae, Streptophyta, Magnoliopsida, Arecales, Arecaceae. Gene Ontology annotation, biological process: protein refolding; regulation of DNA-templated transcription.
UAAAAAUAUCCCUCGAAAAAUAACGGAGAAAGUCUCUCGGAAUCUGAGACCUCCCAAAAUAUCCACCAACCCACCGUCUCCAGUUGAUCAAAACCCUAAUAAUUCCCCAACCAUCCUUCUAACCGCGGAUGGGGGAAGAAGCCGAUGCUAAGGACUACGAUAUGGUGGCCGGAGACAGCGAAGGAGACGAGGGGCGAGUCCUCGAGUGGGAGGUCGGCCUCCCGAGCGCCGACGACCUCAUCCCGCUAUCCCAGUCCCUGAUCUCGCCCGAUCUCGCCUACGCCUUCAGCAUCGCGCCGGAGCCCGCCCGCACCUUGCUCGACGUCUACCGCGCCUCCCAGAGCACCGUCUCAACCCUCCGCCGCCACCCCACCUCCUCCUUGGCGGCCGCCGCCCUCAAUUUCUUCUCGCCCUUUCCCUCUCCUUCCUCCGUUGCCACUGAUGACCCCGUCGUUUUCGAAGGUGAAGGAGACGACGCCGAGAGUGGAACCAUCGCCACUGUGGCUAUCGCUGGCGUAUCCUCCUGCCUCCCAACGGAGGAUCCCGGCGACGAGCACUCCAGCCGGGCCCUGAAGCGGCCCCGCCUGGUCUGGACCGCGCAGCUCCACAAGAGGUUCAUCGACGUGGUCGCGCAUCUGGGGAUCAAGAACGCGGUGCCGAAAACCAUCAUGCAGCUGAUGAACGUGGAGGGGCUGACGAGGGAGAACGUCGCGAGCCAUCUCCAGAAGUACAGGCUCUACCGGAAGAGGAAGGAGGGGAUUCCCAACGAGGGGUCAUUCUCGUUCGACCAUUUGCCUCACGAGCCUCCGGCACAGAUGCCGAUGCCGUAUGGUAUGCCAUCGCCGCCGGUCCCGAUGCCGGUCUUCAGCAUCGCAUUCCACCCCGGGCAUAACGGUUCCAUGGAGAUGAUGCCGAUCGUUAACCACCACCAGGCUGCUGGGGCUUAUCAUGGAUUUGUUUCGCACCAUCCGAAUGGAGGAGUGAUUGGGGACCGGCAGGGGGACUGGUCUGCUGCGAACAAGUACGGUUCGAUUGUUUCGCAUCCUCGUGCUAUACCGAAUGAUAAGCAAAUGUGUUGAUGCUGGCCUCUGCUUCAGGUCCAAACAGGUGUCUUCUUAGACUGCUAUCGAGCCAUCUAUAUCAACUAACUAGUGUAAGGCAAUAAGCUCAAUCGAUUGCACUUUUGUAGGCUAGAUUUUAAGAACUGAUUUGCCAUAGGGAAGUCAAUUUAACGGAGACAUUGUUGCAUAACUAAUACCAACAAUCAACAUAACUAGAAACUGAAAAUACUUUGGGAUACAGAUAUAAAAGCCAACAAACCAUAUCUACUACUGCAACUACAAACAGACUAUUGUUGCAUCUCUUAUCUCGGUGGAGGGCAGAAGGUGAUCAGAUAUCGUGAUGCCCUGCACAUGUUCAGGCUUGAAGAGUCAUCAUAGGCAAAACUGUAAGCUCGAGGGCAUAUGGACUUGAAGAUAUGGGAGAAGAGCGUUGGCUUGCAACUCUUUGGAGAGCCAUAGUCCCCAGUGCAGCAGUACUUGUCUGUCUGCAGAGCCAAGCAUGCACUCUUGCAUCCCACCACCUUCCCCUGCUUAAUCACCGCAAACUUUGAAGGACAGCACACAUUCAAGUCCACCUCACAGCCUGCCAUACCGCAGCCGAUCCCUCCACCAAUGGGGGACAUUGUGACUGGAAGAUUGAAGCCAUCGACCAAGCUCACAUCAUAGUAGUGAAGGGGAGAAUUGGCAGUUCCAAAUGUCAUUUCAACAACCGUGCUGGGUGGCGUGCCACCUAUGCCCUUGCAAAGCAGUGCACCAUUGCAGUCCCCGGUGUCGCAGGAGCCUUUCCCUUGUUCAUCAAAGAAACAGCCUUUCCUGCCCCAUAUCCUGCCAGACCAUCCAGUGGGCACUGUAAAGACUGCUUCCUCGCCGGCACCGAGGUGGAAACCACCGUCUUCUGGGGUGGGGUUGCCGGUGCCGCCAAGAAUGCCGGGCCACACGCUGUGGUUGCAGUUGUUUACCACAAUGAGUUGGAUCUCACCUGCAACUGAGGAGAAACCCAAUGAGUUAGAUACUAUAGCUGCGAGCAUAUGAUCAAAGUUUUUGUUGAUCCGAGUCUUACAUGAUAGAGAAAUGGAGAGGCAGAGGCAGAGGAAGAAGAGAUGUGAGCUGGAAGCUGGCAUUUUUCUCCCUCUAUGAUUUUCUGAAGUCGUGGUAUGAUAUGGAUCUUAUAUUAGCUUGGAAGAAGAGGGAGAAGGUGGCGUGGGGAGAGUGGUGCCCUCUGAUUUCGUUACCAUGAAGCAUGCUACAACUGCCUAACGGUUUUAUAAAGUGGACAAGCAUGUUCCUAAUAGAUCGGUCUUCUAUAAUUUCGCUUGCUUUUCCUUUCGUUCUUUACUUAUUUAUUUUUAACUUUUCCCCCAGUUUUGAGCUUUGCAUAUAUUCCUUGCUUCAGGUUGGGUUUGCUAACACUUUGCUUCCCAGUAAUAGGAAGUAAAAGCCCAUGUAAAGAACUGAAAGGGAUAUUGAUCCCUUGCUUCAGGGGUUUUAAUAAUUCAUCUUGCUGUUGUCUGUUUCUUAAAUAUAUGUUCAUGCAUUGCUUU